GCGGGUGGCCAGCGACAGCGGAUGGACGACGCAGAGAUGGAUGAGAUUUAGGAUGCCCUCGAUGAGGAGGACGGCCGCGAGGGUGGGGCCAGGGAGGGGGGGGUGGUAGACGAGGCAGACGAGGGAGUAGGAGAGCCUGACCUGCCAGGGGAGGAGGUGCUGAUGAUGUCGAGAGGCGUCCGUCGAGCGGGUCCCGCUCCUAGGGCGCCGCGACCUGAGUUGGAUCGCGCGAGGAGGGAGAAGAGCACAGUGGGGGAGGCUGGCGUCGAUGUGCGAGACACGGGCAGGGAGAAGAGGGCUCGACAGACCACGAUUGACGAGAUGUAUGCCAAGGAGAAGUUGGCGGAGUUCACAGACGCGUGGCUGCAGUGGAUCUACGUGAAGGGGUUGCCAUUCAACGCCUUCCGUGGUCCGGAGUUCCAGAAGGUGCGGCAGGCGGCGGAGAGAGUGCCUCGCAGUAUCCAGUUCCGGUUUCCCUCCUUCAGGGUCACAGCGGGUGCCGGAUGGAUAGGGGGGGGGAUGAUGAUGUCCGUCGUUUACGAGUGGAGUCAGCAUGUGUUGCAGUUGAUGAGGAGGGUGGACGUGUCGGAGGACAUGAUCGAGCCGUGCGUGYGUGAGGUUGCCAUCCGCAACCUCCACAUGCUAGAGCCCGCACAUGCCGCAGCCCACCUCCUCAACCCUCGUCGACGGUCCCUCAUGUAUUACCAUUCGUUGGAGACGACCGCCGACGACCGCCGUGUGGUCGAGGAGUGCGACAGAUUUCUCCUGGCACAGACCGRCGGCGAUCUGGUCGGCAGAUUGUACAGGACUGUGAGGGACCAGAUGAGGGCGUUCCACUCGAGGCGAGGGGAUUGGGGAGGUGACCUCUCCGAUGCCGAGGCGGACGAUUGUAGGGGGGACAGCGAGACCGAGCGAUGUGCAGCGUGGUGGUUUGAGCAUGAACGUGCCCACCCGGAGUUGCGCACCAUCGCCAUCCGUGUCAUGCACUUGUGGACGUCUGGCUCUCCAGCGGAGAGAAACUUGGCGCAGCACGAGCGCAUCAACACAGCGAGGCGCCCAUUCGGUUCGGGACGUGUUCGGCAUCAGGGCGACAAGGAGACCGCGGGUGAUGAGGGGCAGGAUGUUGUCGUGGGCGGUGGGUCCCCUACUGGGGGGCGUGGCGACAGUGAGACCGCGGGUGAUGACGGACAGGGUGCCGCCGUGUGUAGCAGAGGAGAGGGUGGACCCGGUGGAGAUGGGGAUAUCGCGGGUGUCGGUGGAGACGAUGGACCGGACGGAGAUGAUGACGACGACCACAGUCCCGAGGACGAUGCGCAUAGGCUCGCCUUGGUGUUGAGGUACCCCACAGUACCUCCCUUGCGCCCUGACGACACAUCGCACACUUUCUAUGACGUCGACGCUUUGGCGCAAGCGUUGACGGAUGACCCUUUCGCACACGUGAGCCGCAAGAGCGGCAAGAGGCGGGCCCUUGUGAGGGUAUAUUCACCGCCGCCGUUCGAGGUGCACAGCCCUCAUUGGUCGGGUUCGUCGCUCAGCAGUGUGAGAGGGAGGGAGUCCGGAGCGGCUGAGGUGGGGUCCGGCAGACGCAGCGACGGCGGCAGAGAUAGUGCAGGAUCAAUGCCUCCACCGCCCGCAUGGACUCCGGAGGCCAGGGUCGAAACAGGGGACCGGACGGCGGCACCCGGAGUUGCGCAAAGUGGCGGUUCCCUGCCGACAGUCCGAGGUGGUGUGGGUGGCCGAUGGUCAGCUGUUCGUCGGGCCGGGGACCGGUUGAGGGCGGAUUACGACGCGGGGAGGGGCGUCUUCACGAGACGUACGCCAGUUCAGACGCAGGCUGCGGAGGGUGGGUCCGGACGUCCGAGCCUGCAGAUGGCAGGCCGCAUGCUCGGUUGGUCAGGAGCAGAGACGAGGAGAGUAUUGGUCAUCGAGGCCGCAGGGACAUCUAGGACAUGCUGCAGGGAGAGCAGUUCACAUCGAGCGAGGAGGGGUUGUUGAUGCGUCUCGGGACAAGACGA
Molecule: messenger RNA, 2015 nt
Organism: Chara braunii
Lineage: Eukaryota; Viridiplantae; Streptophyta; Charophyceae; Charales; Characeae
Source: the annotation of a GenBank genome assembly